This is a messenger RNA of Pezoporus flaviventris, 848 nucleotides long. RefSeq names its product MAX dimerization protein 1 (gene MXD1). Gene Ontology annotation, molecular function: RNA polymerase II cis-regulatory region sequence-specific DNA binding; protein dimerization activity; DNA-binding transcription factor activity, RNA polymerase II-specific. NCBI's taxonomy places the organism in Eukaryota, Metazoa, Chordata, Aves, Psittaciformes, Psittacidae. Gene Ontology annotation, biological process: negative regulation of transcription by RNA polymerase II. The transcript has 6 exons. The record is from RefSeq and is a predicted model, not a curated record. Bases 10 to 678 code for a protein of 222 amino acids.
CCUCAGGCAAUGGCGGCCUGCGGCGGGGUCGGCAUCCGGCUGCUGCUGGAGGCCGCCGAGUACCUGGAGCGCCGGGAGCGAGAAGCCGAGCACGGGUACGCGUCGCUGCUGCCCGGCGGGAAGGACGGGGAGGCCGGGCAGCGCCGCGCCAAGGCCCCGAGGAGGAGCGGCGGAGGCGGCGGCAGGUCGACACACAGUGAGAUGGAAAAGAACAGGCGAGCUCACCUGCGGCUCUGCUUGGAGAAGCUGAAGAGGCAGGUCCCGCUCGGGCCCAAGGACAGCAGGCACACCACGCUGAGCCUGCUGAGGAAGGCCAAAUUGUACAUCAAGAAGCUUGAAGACGACGACAGGAAAGCCACGCACCAGAUAGAGCAGCUGCAGCGGGAGCAGCGGCACCUCAAGAGGCGGCUGACGAGGCUGGGCAUGGGGAGGAUAAGGAUGGACAGCAUCGGCUCCACCGUCUCCUCCGAGCGCUCCGACUGGGAUAGAGAGGAGCUGGACGUGGAUGUGGAGAGCACGGACGACCUCCCUGCAGACCUCGACUGGAGCAGCAGCAGCCCCAGCGACUCGGAUGAGAGGGGGAGCCUGCGGAGCGCCUGCAGCGACGAGGGGUAUUCCAGCUCCGGCGUCAAGAGGCUGGAGCUGCAGAGCGACUGCAAACCCUCUCUUGGGCCAUAAGAAGUGACUCCCGUGGCUGUUUCACCCCUGGCUCUUUCCCGUUGGAUCCUGUUAGGUAGCACACCGGGCCCUUCCCAUCCUUCUCUUGCGCAUCCAAGAACCUUCAUGGAGCACCGACCGAAAGGAAGCCAAACUGUUUGGAACUCGAGUCCCAAAAUGCCACUUGGGGC